Molecule: messenger RNA, 603 nt
Organism: Culicoides brevitarsis
Lineage: Eukaryota; Metazoa; Arthropoda; Insecta; Diptera; Ceratopogonidae
Gene: RpL28
Product: large ribosomal subunit protein eL28
Exons: 4
Coding region: 63-491 (142 amino acids)
Biological process (GO): translation
Cellular component (GO): ribosome; cytosolic large ribosomal subunit
Molecular function (GO): structural constituent of ribosome
Source: RefSeq, a predicted model, not a curated record
CGAAAUACGACGUCGGCUCUCCCUUUUCGUGUCAACAUUUUGAGGCAUAAGAAAUUCAAAAGAUGGCAUCCUCGUCACAUUUGAACUGGUUGAUCGUACGCGACACCAAUGCAUUCCUCUUGAAGCAGCGCAACAUCAAGAAGCCCUUCAGCAAGGAGCGCAACAACUUGACCAACUUGAGCAGCUUCCGCUAUUCGGGACUCGUGCACAAGAGAACCGUCGGCGUUGUUCCCACAGACGACAACAAAGGCUUCACUCUUGAAUACAAGAAGGGCAGAUGCUACAACAAACCACAAAAAGCCGCCGUUAGCGUUACCUUCAAGGCUGGACCCCGUCGUGCAUUGCGCAACUUGAAGCGUCAUCUCGUGAACAACAAGUACCGCCGUGAUUUGACCCAAUGCGCCUUGCGUAAAGCCAGUGCGAUCCUCCGUUCACAAAAGCCCGUCAAGGGAAAGAAGGAAAAGAAAACAGCCAAGCCAAAGGCUGAAUAAAUCGUUUCUUGCUGUUUGAUACGCCGUGAUUUUGGAAAAAAAGAUACAAAAAAAUAUUUCAAUAAAAUCGAAAUAAUUGAGAAGAAAACAACAGAAAAAAGCAUUUUUUAAU